Messenger RNA from Salpingoeca rosetta, 4848 nucleotides. RefSeq lists its product as uncharacterized. Gene Ontology annotation, cellular component: cytoplasm; nucleus. NCBI's taxonomy places the organism in Eukaryota, Choanoflagellata, Craspedida, Salpingoecidae. Gene Ontology annotation, molecular function: transcription corepressor activity; NAD+ poly-ADP-ribosyltransferase activity. Bases 1 to 4848 code for a protein of 1615 amino acids. Gene Ontology annotation, biological process: negative regulation of gene expression. The transcript is spliced from 5 exons. The record is from RefSeq and is a predicted model, not a curated record.
AUGCCACGCACUCAUGCGGAUAAGGCUGCCUUCUGCAAGUUCAAGACAAAGUCGGCGUGCCACAAGGCUGCUUGUGGGUUCAUACACCAUGAUGAGGUUGAUGAAGACUGUGACCUCGGCCACUUGUGCAAGCGGAGGUAUUGUAAGCGUCGGCACCCACCACCGAUCUGCAAGCUCAGGCACAUGUGCGAAAAGCGGGGUUGUUUUUUCUUGCAUCCGAUGGUCGACCUUCGGGACAGACCCAAGUGCUGGUUCUUGCAACAGGCUGGCGCACCAUUAUUGCAAGCAAUCAUUACGAACUUGACCGGAAACAACAGUAUCACUACAGUUGCUGAUGCACGCAGGCAGCAAGUUCAUAUUCGCGGCGGUACGGCGGAAGAGCGCGUCAAGGCUGCUGACUUGUGCAAAACAGUUUUCAACCUCGUAUCAUGCGUAAGAUUUCCAUUCCCUGGCCGCUCAAAGGAGGACCUCAAACGCAAUCAGGCACCACUCCAGCUCGCAAAGCAGAAUGACAUCGCACUCUUCUACAGUGAUGAGGAGGUCGUCAUGGUGUACUGGGAUGCAGUGCGGCGCCCACCUGAGGAGGUGCUGGCUGAAGUGAAGGAGCUGCUCAUCGCGUCAUCAGCCGAACAGCGCGACCGUGAACACGUCCAAAUCCGAGAUGCACCCAAGAGCUUGUUUUUGCGCGACGCCGGUGCUUCUUGGCUUAGAGUGACCGUUGCAGCCGCUGCUCCCGACGUGGCUGUGUCCGUUGACCCACGAACUCAGCGUGUAUUCAUCAACGGAGGUACAGCUGCUGCUCGGAAACGCGCUGCUCAGGCUUGCAAAACAUUCGUCCGGCAGCUGGUCAAGUCUGAAGAUGUGUUGCUGCCUGGCCUCUCCAAGGCCGACAUCAAGCGCAAUCAAGCUGCCAAUGACUGUGCGAAGCAGUAUGACGUGACGCUGUUCGUCGGUGAGGCCAAGGCAACGCUCGUGUAUUGCUCCACAAAUCAGCGGUCUCUGGGUGCCCUGCCACGCAUCAAGGAACUGCUGCAAACCCCAACUCAGCACCCGCCUCAGCACCCAGCAAUUGUGACCCAAACUGUUACAGUCCCGAACGAACGCGCCCUUAUCCCCGUGAUUAAGGCUGUGCGACCCGCUCUCCCUGAGUAUGUCUCCACGCAAUUUCCCCAGACCAAGCUCAACAUUGAGUUUCGGCACAGCGACCUCCCAGUUAUGACGUUGAGCGGGCCCAGCACGCAAGUGGGCAGAGCUGCGGCAGCAAUCACGGCGUUUUUAAAGGGUGUGGUCGUUCACAAGACGAGCGCCCCACACCCAGGUCCCACGGCGCAAGCUGCUCUGGAGAGGUUGCUGAAGGCAAAAGUCUCUCAGCUCAACACCAGAUUCAAGCAAGGCAAUCACAAGUCUGUGCAGCACAAGGGGUCGCCAGGCAAGAGCAAGAAGUCGCCACGUGUCUUGAUUGCGUUCAACGUCGCUGAAACGAGAGUCAUGCAUUCGCUUCUGCGCGUGCACUUGACGGGCCCAACCGAAGCAAGCAAGGACCUCGAGCGGCUUUCCAAGACCGUGCAAGACUUUAUUCAUGACUUCACCUCCCAAACGAUCUCAGCACCCAGCAAAGAACUGUAUAACGCGCUCAAACCCGUCUUUCUCAAGCACAGCGUGGCCGCGCAAUGGGUCGGCGACGACUGCAGCAUUGUGCUGUCAGGAGCCAAGCAAAGCGUGAAUACGGCCAGGCAACUCCUUCAACGUGACAAUGGCAGCACUGGAACGCCUGGCGGACAGGCAAGUUGUGCUACGUCCCUUCCACCCACUCUUGGCAGCGGCGUAUCUUCAAGCCCAACAACACGCAAACUCCUUGCGUCUACUAGCAUCGUUGCCAGUGCUCUUCUGCUUCCCAAGAAUGUUGGCCGCCUGAAGAGUUUGCUCGAGGAUGCGAUUGGGGCCAAUGCUGGAGUGCGGGCGGAGCCGUGCUUGCAGAAUCAAGAGCCUUCGCGCGAGGUGGCCAGGCUGGUUGGCACAAAGGAUGUGGUGGUGCCAGCACACAAGAUGGCCGAGCAGAAGCUGCUGCAGCUGGAGCAAGACAUGCUCACGGAGAACAUCGAGCUCGACACGGCCGAGCUUGGCGUGUUCAAACGCCAGGAGGGGCGUGGCCUGAUGAGGAGCGCACGUGACAUGGGCGUCGUUGUGCUGAGCCCACGUGCCGCGCACAAGAUGCUCGAGGCAGAUAUUCACCAAGCAUUAUCACAGUGCACGGCAAAGGCAACCCGACCAGUCCACGUGCUGACAGCGAAUAUCUCCAGCUCUUCAAGGCCGGCUCAAGUUGACGUGGUGUGCGGGGAUUUCAAGGGCAUGCGCGUUGAUGUCAUUGUCAACGCCGCAAACGAGGAUCUGAUGCAUGGUGGUGGCAUUGCUUUGGCCAUCGCCGAGGCCGCGGGUCUCCAGUUCUCGGACGAGUGCCAGAAGUCUGUGGCCGCGCACGGCCGCGUGCGUGCAGGCACAGCACGCCACACCUCGUCGGGUGACUUGGCCAAGUCGACGCAGAUCAAGCACGUGCUGCACGCCGUGGCGCCAAUUUACAGUGGUGACGGCGGCAGUGGUGGUGGCAAAUCAUUCUUGACGUCUGCCCUGGCUUCGCUGCCCAAGCUCGGGUUUGGCGGAGAUACUCAGGCGCAACUGAGUGCGUCGCUGCGCGCGUGUGUGCAAGAGGCGAUCCGGCUUGCUGGGCGCCUCCCUGAUGUGAGCUCCAUUGGCAUCCCAGCGAUUGGGUCUGGCGUGUUUGGAUGGCCAGAAGCAGAGGCAACGCGGGAGAUUGUCAAGGCGGUGGUGGCGUCGGUGAACAGCGGCAGCCUGGGCAACAUCAAGCGCGUUGUGCUGUUUGACGCAAUGCAAGCCAAGGCAAGCGCGUUUGCAGCGGCUGUGGGAACCUCUAUGGCGCUUUGCGGACGCCGCGAUGCGCAGAUCAAGCACGUGCUGCACGCCGUGGCGCAAUUUACAGUGGUGACGGCGGCAGUGGUGCUCGGGUUUGGCGGAGAUACUCAGGCGCAACUGAGUGCGUCGCUGCGCGCGUGUGUGCAAGAGGCGAUCCGGCUUGCUGGGCGCCUCCCUGAUGUGAGCUCCAUUGGCAUCCCAGCGAUUGGGUCUGGCGUGUUUGGAUGGCCAGAAGCAGAGGCAACGCGGGAGAUUGUCAAGGCGGUGGUGGCGUCGGUGAACAGCGGCAGCCUGGGCAACAUCAAGCGCGUUGUGCUGUUUGACGCAAUGCAAGCCAAGGCAAGCGCGUUUGCAGCGGCUGUGAAGGCGCUUGCUGAGCGCGACGGUGCUGGCAGCAAGAGCAGCAGCAGCACGACCAGCAGCACGAGCACGACCAGCAGCAGUGCUUCGUACCAUGUCCCACGUGUGCUGGAGAAGCCAGAGUACGUGUGGAUGUGGCGGUUCCAUGAGCGCGACCGGUGGGUGAUGUAUGACUGGGACCAGCAGGUGCAGAUUGAGCAGGCACACGGGGCGGGUCGUCAAGAUGACUUCCGCAUCAGCGGUGACCGUGGCGGCGUUCGCUCUGAUUCCAAGCACAUUCCUGAGGGGGAGAAGUAUCCCGUGUACUUUGUGAACCUGGCGAAGAUGACACAGCGCAACGCCAAGUCCAACUUCGAGCGACGCAUCCAACGUGUUCGCUGGACAGAAGGCAUGCCGCUUCCGCCGCUGUUUGAGGAGCGGCGACAGGAGGCGCUUGCGCUCGCACAGGCGCAGCGCCGUGCACAUCAUUCGUCCUGGUUCUCCUUUGCCUCGACCACUUCAUCGUCAGCGGCGCGACCGAUGCCAUCGAGUGGUAUCAGCAACAGCGGCGGCAGCAACAACAGCGCGCGCAUUGUGAAUGUGCGCAAGCCAGAAAUGGGAACACCGUACGUCACUGGCAAGGCGCCCAAGCCGUCGUCCAUCACAUCCACGGCAGCCCUGCCGAAGAAAGGCUUCGUGCUGUGUGGACCCAGGGCAAAGGUGCAGGCAGUGAAGGACAAGUGGACGAGCGAACUGCACGACAUGUGGCAACAGUCGGAAAUCAAGUUGUUUGAGAACGACCGCGAGCACAACGAGCGCCUUCUUGACCACAAGGAUGUGCGUGCUGCCAUUGCCAAGCACGGUGCCAAGAUCCGCGUGAACCCUGCUGGCAACAUUGUCCUCGAGUACGUGACUGAGUCUGCCUUCUAUGAGAUCAACAGCACGAUGGUGAAGCUGGUCGAGGAGAUCAAGGUGCCACGCACGUGGACGACGAUGAAGGAUCCUCGCAGCGUGGAGGUGGUGCCGGUGCCUGCAGGCACGCAGGAGUAUCAGGACGUGGUGGAGAUUUUCUUACGAGGCGGCUUCACGAAAACUGUGCUCAAGGUGGAGCGCGUGCAGAACAAGUUCUUGUGGGAUGCUUAUUUCGACAAGCGCAGAUGGCUGAAUCGCCACAGUGGCGGCGCCAACGAGAAGCACAUGUUCCACGGCACCCGUAGUGUUGAGCCGAACAAAAUUGUCAAGGACAGCUUCGACUUUCGCCACGCGCGCGCGGGCAUGUUUGGUCGCGGUGCCUAUUUCGCCGAGUACAUGUCUUACAGCGACAGCUAUGCCUUUCCCGUGCAGCCCCCCACCAUGAACCACUUCUCCUCGCGCUAUGGCACCGGAGCAGGCGUGCGGCAGGUGUUCAUUGCACGUGUGGCGGCCGGAAAAGUGGAAGAGCGAUCGUCAGACAGCUCCAUUGUUCGCCCUUCUGAUGGGUACGAUUCUGUUACAGGCACGGUGUCGGCCAAUCACAAGGCCAUCAUCAUCUACGACUUGCAGCAGGCCUACCCAGAGUACCUGAUCACGUACAGCGCCUGA